Penaeus monodon (black tiger shrimp) is the source of this 946-nucleotide messenger RNA. RefSeq names its product nephrin-like. Gene Ontology annotation, cellular component: cell-cell junction. Lineage: Eukaryota; Metazoa; Arthropoda; Malacostraca; Decapoda; Penaeidae. The record is from RefSeq and is a predicted model, not a curated record. Gene Ontology annotation, molecular function: cell adhesion molecule binding. Gene Ontology annotation, biological process: cell-cell adhesion.
UCAGUCUGCGUCUGACUUGCGUGGUGAGCGGACGUCUGUGUCGCGCGCUCUCCCGGACACCAUCGCCCAGCACGGAUUGACGCUCAUGAGGACGAACUGUUUUAUUUUGGUUCAUUCGUGUUUCAUUUCUUUCGGUCAAGUGGUUUAGAUGGAUGACGGGACUAAAGCGAUUUUCAAGUAAACAGUGUGUGAAACAGUGUGAUAAAUUUUAUUGAUGCAAAUGAUAAGUGAUUAAAGAAAGGAAAAAAAUAAGAGUGGAUAACUAGUAUAAUAAGAACAUCGGAAGAACAACGUAAUUAGCAUGGCGCGUGAAGUGACUGAGAAAAAAUACAACACACAAACUGAAAUAGUCACGUGACCCCUGUUCACUCCCGGCCUUGCCUCAGCCUUCCUACAUACUGCAGCCCCUUUCGAGGAUGAACUUACAACUAUCGCAUCACUCGUUGCAACAGAAAUCACUAGUUGUUGCAAUAAUGUCGUGAAGGUUGGCAGCCCUGAAGGAAGACCUGCGAUGACGUCAUUGAGGAAGGGGGCGUGGCCUGUUUGGGGUGUCUCCCUGGCGUGGAUCUUCGUCGGGGUUCUCCUAGUGCCAAGAGUGCCACCCGCAAGUGUCAGAAUCCUCGGCUGGAGCAGCGGUGCCACGGUGGAGACGGUGUCCGGGGUGCCAGUGCCGCUGGAGUGCCUCGCCAACGAAGCCCGACCUCCGGCUGUGCUCACCUGGUCACGUGACGGCUCGGCCAUCACUAAUGGCAAUGUGGAAGAGCGCGUGGAGGAAUCCAGCCUAGUGGAGCGGCGGUGGGACGCGAGGAGCCGCCUGCACCUCACGCCCACGCCGGCGGAUGAUGGGCGGAGGUUCUUCUGCCAGGCCGCCCACGCUGCUCUGGAGGCGCCCCUGCUCGCCUUCGUUACCCUCUCGGUCUUGUGUGAGUACUCUCCCAAAAAUUAG